AUGCUCGCAGCCUGGGCGCCCCUGCUCUUCUUAGCGAUGUGGGUGAGAAGUUCCACCAGUGGCCCGCUCUCAUUCAGAAUAGCCGCAAUUCUUGAUGAUCCAAUGGAGUGUAGUCGUGGGGAGCGAUUGGCCAUCACUCUGGCAAAAGACAACAUCAACCGUUCCAGUAACCGUUCCACGACUGGAAAACUUGAGGUGGACAUUUUUGAGCUGUUGAGAGACAGCGAGUACGAAACAGGAGAAACCAUGUGCCAAAUACUAUCCAAGGGAGUGGUGGCAGUCCUCGGUCCCUCUGCCAGCCCAGCUUCCAACUCCAUCAUCAGCAAUAUAUGUGGAGAGAAAGAGGUGCCGUAUGUGAAAGUAGCUCCUGAAGACAUUCUGAAGGUGCAGUUCCCACGCUUCACCACACUGGACCUGCGACCCACCAACACAGACAUUAGCCUGGCUGUUGCCGGCCUUCUCACCUUCUUCAACAGCACCACCGCCUGCCUCAUAUGUGCCCAGGCUGACUGCCUAUUAAACCUGGAGGUGUUGCUCAGACAGUUUCUCAUCUCCAAGGAGACGCUCUCUGUUCGCAUGCUGGAUGACAGCCAAGAUCCUACUCCUCUCCUCAAAGAGAUCCGUGAUGACAAGACUGCCACCAUCAUCGUAGACGCCAAUGCCACCAUGUCACAUAUUAUUUUAGAGAGGGCCUCUGAGCUGGGUAUGCUCUCCAUCUACUACACCUACAUCUUCACCUCUCUGGAGUUCUCUCUGCUGCGUCUGGACGACGUCGCCGACCAGAGGGUCAACAUCGUCGGGUUCUCGGUCUUCAACCGGACCCACCCCUUCUUCCAGGACUUCUUACUCAGUCUCAACCGCUCCUGGCAGGAGAACUGUGACCACGCUCCCUUCGCUGGGACCCCGCUCUCAUCAGCGUUGCUGUUUGAUGCGGUGCACACCGUAGUGGCAGCCGUGCAGGAGCUGAACCGCAGUCAGAAUGUGGGAGCCACCCAGCUCUCCUGCAAGUCCUCCAAGAUUUGGGAGCACGGUACCAGUCUAAUGAACUAUCUGAGGAUGGUAGAAUUGGAAGGUCUAACGGGCCACAUUGAGUUCAACAGCAAAGGCCAACGCUCCAAUUACGCUCUGCGGAUCAUGCAGAACAGCAGGGACGGCCUAAGGCAGAUUGGUCAGUGGCAUUCAGAACAGGGACUGUCCAUGGAGAAGAAGCUGCCAUCGCUCAACGUGACAGACACACUCUUCAACACCACCUUAACAGUCACUACCAUCUUGGAGAACCCGUACGUGAUGCUGAGGGCCAAUCAUCAGGAACUGGAGGGGAACGAUCGUUACGAGGGCUUUUGCGUGGACAUGCUAAAGGAGUUGGCCGACAUCCUCAAAUUCAAGUACCGCAUCCGUCUGGUGAGCGACGGCGUCUAUGGUGUCUCCGGGGCCAACGGCACCUGGACGGGAAUGGUUGGAGAGCUCAUCACCCGUAAAGCUGACUUGGCUGUGGCUGGACUGACCAUCACGGCUGAGAGGGAGAAAGUCAUCGAUUUCUCCAAACCUUUUAUGACUCUUGGGAUCAGCAUCAUGUACCGUGUGCACUUGGGACGAAGACCAGGGUAUUUUUCUUUCCUGGACCCUUUCUCUCCUGGGGUUUGGCUCUUCAUGUUGUUGGCAUACCUGGCAGUUAGCUGUGUGCUCUUCUUAGUAGCCAGGCUUACCCCAUAUGAGUGGUACAAUCCCCACCCUUGCCUGAAGGGGCGUUGUAGCGUCCUUAUCAAUCAGUACUCUCUGGGCAACAGUUUUUGGUUUCCUGUGGGGGGGUUCAUGCAGCAAGGUUCCACCAUCGCCCCCCGCGCCCUGUCUACACGCUGCGUCAGCGGUGUCUGGUGGGCUUUCACCCUCAUCAUCAUUUCUUCCUACACGGCCAACCUGGCAGCCUUCCUCACUGUGCAGAGGAUGGAAGUACCCAUAGAGUCGGUAGACGACUUGGCCGACCAGACGGCCAUUGAGUACGGUACCAUGCACGGGGGAUCCACCAUGACCUUCUUCCAGAACUCCCGCUAUCAGACAUACCAGCGUAUGUGGAACUUCAUGCACUCCAAGCAGCCUAGUGUGUUUGUUAAGAGCACUGAGGAGGGCAUUGCUCGAGUACUUAACUCCAACUACGCCUAUCUCCUGGAGAGCACCAUGAACGAGUAUUACCGACAGCGCAACUGUAACCUCACACAGAUAGGAGGCCUCCUGGACACCAAGGGCUAUGGCAUCGGCAUGCCUCUGGGGUCAGUGUACAGGGAUGAGUUUGACCUGGCCAUCCUCAAACUACAGGAGGAGAACCGCUUAGAGAUACUCAAGAGGAAAUGGUGGGAUGGUGGCAAGUGUCCAAAAGAGGAGGACCAUCGAGCCAAAGGUCUGGGCAUGGAAAACAUUGGGGGAAUCUUUGUGGUGCUGGUGUGUGGUCUCCUGGUGGCCAUCUUCAUGGCGGUGCUGGAGUUUGUAUGGAUGCUGCGGCAUACACCAGGAACAGAGCUUUCCGUGUGUGAGGAGAUGCUACGGGAGCUGCAGGGCAUUGUACUGUGUCGGGACAGCCUGCAGCUCCGUCGUCGCCGCGGGGCCAGCGCGCUGCGGCCGAGACCCCUUCCUCUGGAGGAACGGCAAGUGAGGACGGCCACGGCUGCCAGCCUCAGCAACGGCAAACUGUGCGCGGGCGUCGGCCUGUCCGAGCCCCUGUCCCACAGACUGGCGCAGGAAGCCGCCCUGGUGGCCAGGGGCUGCAGUCACAUCCGUAUCUGCCCCGAGUGCAGACGCUUCCAGGGGCUCCGCGUACGACCGGCAGGCCCCCCGGGAGCCUCACCCACCCGUAGCGAGGAGAGUAUAGAAUGGGAGAAGACUACCAACAGCAGCGAACCAGAAUAA
Messenger RNA from Chanos chanos (milkfish), 2901 nucleotides. It is a transcript of the gene grik4, whose product is annotated as glutamate receptor, ionotropic, kainate 4. Gene Ontology annotation, biological process: monoatomic ion transport. Gene Ontology annotation, cellular component: membrane. Gene Ontology annotation, molecular function: signaling receptor activity; ligand-gated monoatomic ion channel activity. Lineage: Eukaryota; Metazoa; Chordata; Actinopteri; Gonorynchiformes; Chanidae. The record is from RefSeq and is a predicted model, not a curated record. The coding region runs from base 1 to 2901 and encodes 966 amino acids. The transcript has 19 exons.